CCAAAAGCACUUUCUUAUCAUGAAAAAGCCCUUGCAAUUCGACAACAAUCACUUCCUUCCAAUCAUCCUGAUUUGGGUGCUUCCUAUAACAACAUCGGUGUGGUGUAUGAGUAUAUGGGUGACUAUUCAAAAGCUCAUUUAUUUUAUGAACGUGCUGUACAAAAUGGACAGCAAUCAUUACCAACAAAUCAUCCUCAUCUUCAACAAUGGAGAAAAAACCUGGAAGACAUGAAAAAGAAAUUAUAA
This is a messenger RNA of Adineta steineri, 246 nucleotides long. The record is from the annotation of a GenBank genome assembly. Lineage: Eukaryota; Metazoa; Rotifera; Eurotatoria; Adinetida; Adinetidae.